This is a messenger RNA of Oncorhynchus keta (chum salmon), 4384 nucleotides long. RefSeq names its product amyloid beta precursor protein binding family B member 2-like. Gene Ontology annotation, cellular component: cytoplasm; nucleus. NCBI's taxonomy places the organism in Eukaryota, Metazoa, Chordata, Actinopteri, Salmoniformes, Salmonidae. Bases 1 to 1752 code for a protein of 583 amino acids. The record is from RefSeq and is a predicted model, not a curated record. Gene Ontology annotation, biological process: regulation of DNA-templated transcription. The transcript has 13 exons. Gene Ontology annotation, molecular function: amyloid-beta binding; transcription factor binding.
AUGGUGGAGCUGCACGCCAACAAUGAGAACCCGUACCUCCACCGCCCCCCCUCUGCACCCCAUAAGCAGCCCAGGGGGGAGGAGAGCACCCCUCUUCUGCUCCAGACCCCCCCAUCAUCCUUCAGCCCGGACCCAGAGAGAGGAGCUCCUAAGCUGGGUAGUCUAGGUACGAAAUUGGAGUCUCCCCUGGAGGAUGAGGACUCCAGCUGGACCACCCUGUCCCAAGAGAGCCCCUCCCCUCAGACCCCACAAGAAAUAGCAGAUGUGUGGGGUGAGGGGGACCUUCCCCCAGGCUGGCGUGAGGUCACAAACAUAUCAGAGGUCUACUUCUGGCAUGUCCCUACUGGCACCACCCAGUAUGACCGCCCUGUCUCCACCACCAACGAACACACACACCUCCACUCACUCCCUGACUCACAGCAGGGCGACACAGUCAGCCUGAGACCGCUCAGCGAGCGUCCCAGCAGUUUGGUAUCAGACAGUUCAGUGGAACCUGUGCCCUCUCCCUCCGGCUCCUCCUCCUCCUCUCCCUCUGAUGUCAUUCUGCCUGUCCGAGGCUUUGACAACACCACCUGCACUGAGCUGAAGGACUACCCAGUGUAUCCUGACCCCAGCCUGAAAGCUUUUGAAGGAGCUACUCUCCGUUACGCCUCACUGAGACUGCACCCUUCCCAGUUAGAUACAGUGGACCUCAACAGUGCCUGUACUGACCCAGAGGGACAGUCAUUCCCAGUGCGUUCUCUGGGCUGGGUGGAGAUGGCAGAGAGAGACCUGGCAGAGGGGAGGAGCAGUGUGGCUGUCCAUCACUGUAUCAGGCAGUUGUCGUACUGUAGGAGGGACAUACGAGACUCGGCAGGGGUCUGGGGAGAGGGUAAAGGCAUGCUGCUGGUGCUCCAGGACCGUGAUCUGACCCUGGUCCACCCGGACGACCGCAGCAUGCUCCACUCUCAGCCAAUCAGCAGCAUCCGUGUGUGGGGCGUCGGCCGAGACCAUGACAGGGACUUUGCCUAUGUGGCGAGAGACAAAAACACACGGGUGUUGAAAUGCCAUGUGUUUCGAUGUGAUACCCCUGCAGAAGCCAUAGCAACGAGUCUCCACGAAAUCUGUUCCAAGAUUAUGGCUGAGAGGAAGAGUGCGAAGGCUGCUGCCUGCAGCUCAUCCCAAACAGGCUCCGAUGUUCCGCUCCAGGAGUUUCCCGUCCCAAAGACUGAGCUGGUGCAGAAGUUCAAUGUGAACUACCUGGGGAUGACGUCUGUGUCUCGCCCCAUAGGUAAGAGAAGCAUGGACAUCAUCAACGGGGCUAUAGAGAGCCUGGUGUCCUCCACAGGAAAAGAGGACUGGACCCCUGUCAUACUGAGUGUGGCUGACGCCACUGUGGCUGUCAUCAAGGAGAAGGCAAAGGAGGAGGAAGUGCUGGUGGAGUGCCGCGUGCGUUUCCUGUCCUUCAUGGGAGUGGGCCGGGACAUCCACACCUUUGCUUUCGUCAUGGACUCUGGGAACCAGCACUUCCAGUGCCACGUGUUCUGGUGUGACCCCAACGCUGGCAGUGUGUCUGAGGCCGUGCAGGCUGCUUGCGUGCUGCGGUAUCAGAAGUGUCUGGUGGCACGCCCCCCCUCUCAGAGAGCUGGCUCCUCCUCCCCACCCCCCGACUCGGUGACGCGCCGGGUGACCACCAGCGUGAAGCGUGGCGUCCAGUCUCUCAUAGACACUCUGAAAACAAAGAAAACGCCCUCAGAACUGCCUCAGCAAUGACGGACAGCUCACUGACCACACCCCCUACCACAGCCCCUGGCUUUGUCACUCACACUGCCGCCACAACUACGACCUACAACCACUCCUAACCAAUACCAGCCAUGGUAACCAACGAUGUACAUAUAUGUUAACUUAACACCACUGGGCAGACCAAAGGAGGAAUGGAUCUGGAAAUGUGUAUCUGCUCAAAAUAAUAAAAAGUGAACUAAUCUGCAGAAGAAGAAGAGGAAGGCCAAGAUACAGCAGAAUGAUGUGAGGUUAAUAUGGGUCGUCACUAGUGGAACUUUCCAUUGAGCUUUGAACUCUGCUGUGUCAUAGCGAGACUUGCCUACUUUAGCCAGGCCACAGCUGUCCUCACCGGGCACUGAGCUGUAUGGAGUAUUAAGCCGGUGUCACACAAAGCAUUCUGGAUACAAUUUAUGUUGCUUGCAACAAAGUUGCACCUGUGUUGCCCAGUGUGUCACCCCCCACAUUUUGGGGGGCCUGCAACUUAGUUGCAUUGCAUCGCAAGAUAGAAAUGAAUCCUAUUUCACGCAACUGACUGUAUGCAGUGUCCAAUCAGUGAGCAGGAUUUUUUUUUUACAUGACUCGUCAUAUCGUUCCGUACGGAACUCUGACCCAGGUGUCAUGUCAACACAGCUGUAAGUGUUGCUGCAAACCACAACAAAAGAGACAUGCCAAAUGUCAGGAAAACAUUGUCUAGUCAUGGUUUAUGUACAUGCUCUGGCAGUCAAUAAAUGUCAUUUUAAAAGUGAACCGAGACCUUUAUCUGUCGAGUUUCAACUGAAAUUGGCCAACAUGAACUGCGCUAGCUAGGCUAGCUCGUUGCUAGCUUAGUUAGCUAGGUACAACAUAGCCCUUGAUCAUGACUCUCAUUACAUUAUACAUAAGAGUUAUUGGAUGAAGGCGUCUUCUGUACGGGGGAGUUUUGUUAAGAGCCCCGAUGCUCAAUCUGAACAUUAACACGAGUCGCUUGCGGUACAGUUUUGGAGGUGUAUGGACCUUAUCUUUCAUAUCAUCGAGAAAUAAUACAUUUUUAAAAAAUUAAAAGUUAAUUUGAUUACACACCUUGCUAGGGUUAGGGUUAGUGUUCCGACACGGCCAUAUCUCCAUGUUACUGCGUUUGUUUAACGAAAACAGACAAGAGGCGACCACCUGUGCUAAUUAGCUAUCUAGCGUGCUCCAAACACCUGUGUGGAAGGGUAACUCUGGAAGUGUAGUUUAGUCAGAUGGAGGCACCCAAAGCUGAAUGAAUCUGUGUAAAACUGCUACAGUAAGUGUAUCUUUUUAUUUGAAGAAUUCUUUCUCGUCUGAUGAAAAAUAAGGGCCACAUGUUUUGAAAGCCUUGGUUAUUGGCGUGUCUAAACACAGCGUUGGGAUUGUCGGCAACAUGAGCCAAUCGUGGGCGAAGCAAAAGACUGAAAACUGUAGGGAGAACAAAUUAUUUAUGAAACUAUGAUGUGAUGUAUAACAGGAUUGGAUGUUGCAUGCGAUUUAAAUUGCGUCCAAAUUGCUUCCUGUGACGCAGGCUUUAAACUAAUACUGAGACACACUGGACAUACCUGAGAAAAAUAACCAAUCCCCAUUGAGUGCUGGCUUUGUUGCAUCAGGAAGCCCACACUGAAUGUGUGUUUGUUUAUCCACACUUUUUCUUUUUAAACUUCUUGUACACAGUGAGAGCUGCCCUGUUCCCAUCACAGUGCCAAACUGAGUAGCAUUCCAGAACGGGCCACACACACACAAGGGUCUCCUUAAGACGUCUGUCUCGUCGUCAUGGUAAAAGCCGAUCGCUACGGACAAGGCCACUGACCAAACGCCACCAUCCACCUCUUCUACCCGACCUGGCAACCUUUGAGCACCAGACUCCAAUAGAGACGUGUCAUGUGACGGACGAUACAGCCAUGAUGUCCUAACAGAGACAGGGAGUGUACAGAACACGGGAGCCAAUGUAUUCCAUCCAAUCUGGCUCACAUAACGGACUGAACCAAUGUUACCCUUGAGGAGGGGUGCUCAGAUUGUACUAUAAUUAUUGUAAAGUAAUGAUUGUACCCCAGGUUGGAGAUGAGGUGAGAGGGAGGAAUGGGGUGGUGUUGGUAUUUCACGUGUUUGUAAUCUGAAUGUGAGGGGGGAGAGAGAGAGGUUACAGAGGAGGGUGUCAUUAUGGAGAUAGUCUGGUAGAGUUAGACCUUUGUGCAGAGCACCUAUCUAAACCUGUCCCCACUCACAAACACACACACACACACACAUUCACCCAACUAUGGAGAGCUGACCGCCCACUGUCUCCUUUAGGACCCAGGUACACCUCUCUACACUCUAACUCAACUCUGUGAAUGCAAUCCACUCCAAUGUUAAAAACAUACGUGAAAAUAGUGUGAUUCAUGUGCUCUGUUCUUCACUCAUCUCUACACCAUGUAAUUGUGAUCUGUUGUGAAAAUAAAUGCAAUACAAAGGAAGGUCUUGAAAGUGCAGGUUUAUUUUCUCAUGUAAUGGGUCAAGUCAUUGAAGUCAUGAAAUCACAUAUUUGGUAAUUGGCACUACUGUAAAAAUAUACAAUUACUGUAUACUUGAGACUAUGGCAUACUUGUUUUAUGACACAUACGAAAAGUAUUAAAGUGAAAUGACUUUAAAGGUG